ACAAUGCCGUCACGCCACAUCGCGUCUCGAUUUUGCCAGGUCAAGCCCAUGAAUGCCGCCAAAAAAGGCUUUUGGUCAACUCGAUUACGUGUAAGCGGGAUUGUCACCGUCAAAUUUACUUGCCGUUUCUAAGGCUUUGCCGCCGAUAUUCACGCACAAAAUGCACAAAUUUCCUCAUGCGAAGGUGGCCUUCUUGUCGUCCUUAAAAGUCAAGCAUUCGAAACACGGUGCGCGGUCCGUGAUCGAUAAACUGAUCAUGGGAAACAUCGACAGGUUGACUUUCCACCCCGAAAGCGACGACGUUCUGGAUAUCGGGUGCGGUACUGGCUAUGGGUCUGUGCUCAUCGGGAGUCGUGUGCGAAGCGUCGUUGGCAUAGAGACAGACGCUUCCAAGCUAGAAGUUGCCAAGAGAGAUUAUCCUGCCGACAACGUGACAUACGUGAAGGUAGACUCCAUCGAAGAUCUCGGGGAAAACUUCAACAAGUGGCGGAAUGGCUUCGACAAAGUCGUCUGCCUCUGCGCUCUAUAUUUCGUGCCCGACGUAGAGGCCGUGCUCCGUAACGCGUUCGAUUGUCUGAAACCAGGUGGGGAGAGCCUCGUUAUCAUGCCUCACGACGACCACAAUCUGUUCCAGGGGGCGCUGGAUUUCAUGCUAAAACACGAGGAGUGGAAAGCCUUUCUUAAGGGUUUCAACAAUCCUCUGUGCUUGUGGAAACGCAACGAGCAAGAAACGCAGGAGUUUUUCACGGCUGGUGGAUGGUCCGAUGUGUCCUGUGAGGUGCAGAGAGUCAAUUUGAUUCACAACGCAGAACGCGCCAAACUUAUUUUGUGGGACAUGAUGGGCCACGUAGACCAAGUCGAUGCGGCCAAGCGGGAGAAGUGCCUGGAAGAUCUGUGGCAAUGGGCCCGGGGCGAGUACCAACACACCGAGGACGGAAGUAUCAUCAAGCCCGCUGAUUGGAUGGUGAUUCACGCUCGCAAGUAGUCAUGCGGCCAAUCUGUAAUAUUCUGGAGUGAUUACCAACGAUACAGACAGGCGGCUUGCAGUGAAACAGCAAGGGUCUUUACAAAAUAGAUCAAAUAGAUCAAAAGAAUGCAUCAAAAAUUGGCCAAAUAAGAAAUUCCAUUUGGUAUAACACAAAUUAAUGAUUUUGCGUAGUGUUAACAUUUGUAGUUUGCAAAUUGUCAGUAAAUAAAGGUGCAUGGUCGUACGUUUCUGAUGAAACUGUCUUUCUUUGGUGGUGCACCAGUUUUAAUGGUACGAAUUUCUCCCUUUUGGCAGAUCCUUUGGCUAAACUAAUUAAUGUGAUAAUGAGAUUCUAAAAAUGUUUUGAUAAUUGGAACAUGUAGUUUUCUUUCGUUACUGCGCACUCAGUAUGAAGGCCAGCAAUAUGAGCGUUCAAAUUAAGUGCUGUGAGUGUAAUAAAUCAUUUGCCCUAGGAUAGACAACUUGGACAAGUCCAUAAAAUCAGCCUAGUACUAAGCAGUAAUGUAUCUGGGUUUUGGAUUGGGAGGCAGGGGGUAUAAAAUAAUUUUUCCCAAAAAGAUUAUCCAUAAGACUUGAAGGU
This is a messenger RNA of Acanthaster planci (crown-of-thorns starfish), 1568 nucleotides long. RefSeq lists its product as uncharacterized. The record is from RefSeq and is a predicted model, not a curated record. NCBI's taxonomy places the organism in Eukaryota, Metazoa, Echinodermata, Asteroidea, Valvatida, Acanthasteridae.